CAUAACACAGACCGUCACGUGGGGGCCGCCUGCUGCCGCCCCGCUCCUGCCGCUCCUGCGCCUCCCUCGGACACUCCACGCCCUCACAAUAUAUCAAAAUGGAGUCCAGGAAGAUCAUAGAGAUCCUCAGAGGCACGAUAGACCCCGCGCUACGGCAGCAAGCGGAGGACGAGCUAACGCAAAUGAAAAAAAUAAUAGGCUUCACGCCGGCGCUGCUACAAGUGGUCAUGAUGGGUGAGGUUGACAUGCCCGUGCGCCAGGCCGGAGUGAUCUACCUCAAGAACAUGGUGGCCCAGUACUGGAAGGAUGCCGAGUAUGAGAGUGGUGAGCCCAUACCCUUCCACAUCCAUGAGCAGGACCGGGCCAUGAUAAGGGAGGCGAUAGUGGACGCGGUUGUUCAUGCGCCUGAUCUAGUAAGGGUUCAGCUAGCCGUGUGUACGUAUCAAAUGGUCAAACACGACUUCCCCAAUCGGUGGACCACGAUCGUCGACAAAAUCAGCAUCUACCUGCAGAACCCUGACACAUCCCUCUGGAACGGUGGCCUCCUCUGUCUCUACCAGCUGGUCAAGAACUUCGAGUACAAAAAGAAGGAGGAGAGGGGUCCGCUGCACGAGGCCAUGAGGCUGCUGCUGCCCAUGUGUUACGAGCGCAUGAUCCACCUCCUCCCUGACCCCUCGGAGCACUCCACUCUCCUCCAGAAGCUCAUACUGAAAAUAUUUUAUGCCAUGACACAGUACCACCUUCCCCUGGAGCUACUUGACCGGGAACAGUUUACCAGGUGGAUGGAGGUGGUGAGACAGGUGGCGGACAGACCCGUGCCCGACCAGACCCUACAGGUGGAUGAGGAUGAGCGACCGGACCUCCCGUGGUGGAAGAUUAAGAAGUGGGCGCUCCACAUCCUCGCUAGAAUAUUUGAAAGAUAUGGUUGUCCCAGCACCGUCAACAGCGAAUACAAGGAGUUCGCCAACUGGUAUAUCAAGACCUUCUCCGCUGGGGUUCUCCAGGUCCUGCUCAAGAUCCUCAACCUCUAUCGCAGCAAGGUCUACGUCUCCCCACGCGUCCUCCAGCAGACACUCAACUACCUGGAGCAAGGUGUGGGGCAGAGUGUGGCGUGGAAGCUGCUCAAGCCACACAUGCUGUCGGUGGUGCAGGAUGUGCUCUUCCCCCUCAUGUGUUACUCCGAUGCCGACCAGGAACUGUGGAACUCGGACCCCUAUGAGUAUGUCCGCGUCAAGUUCGACAUCUACGAGGAUCUGGUGUCCCCCGUGACGGCGGCUCAGGGUCUGCUGCUGUCCAUGGUGCGGAAGAGGAAGGAGAUGCUGGAGAAGACCAUGGUGUUCCUCAUGACCGUGCUCACCAGUCCGAACGUCGACCCGCGGCAUAAGGAUGGUGUGAUGCAUAUGAUUGGAACGCUGGGUUGUGUGCUGCUCAAGAAGAAGAUAUACAAGGACCAGAUGGAGACGAUGAUUGCGCAGUACGUCUUCCCAGAAUUCCAGAGCCCCUUCGGUUUCAUGCGAGCAAGGGCGUGCUGGAUCCUACAAAACUUCGACGAGAUCAAGUUCAAGUCCGAGCAGAACAUCGUGGCCGCCAUGAACUGCAUCCAGAACGCCCUCCUCAACGAUCACGAGCUGCCCGUCAAGGUGGAGGCGGCCAUGGCCCUCUCCGCCUUCCUGGCCUCGCAGAACAGGGCCGAGAAGAUUGUGGAGCCUAACAUCCAGCCAAUCGUACAGGAGCUGCUCAAGGUCAUAAAAGAGACGGAGAACGAUGACCUGACCAAUGUGAUGUGCAAGAUCGUCACCACCUACACUGACCAGCUCACACCCAUCGCCGUGGAGAUGUGCACGCAGCUCGCCGCCACAUUCCAGCAGGUGGUUGAUGCAGAGGAAGGGGCGGACGAAAAGGCCAUCACCGCCAUGGGGCUCCUCAGCACCAUCGAAACACUCAUUAACUGCAUGGAAGAGAACCCUAAGAUCAUGGAGCAGAUUGAACCCAUUACGCUGCAGGUGGUGGGCCUCAUACUCACCAAGAACGUCAUGGAGUUCUACGAGGAAGCGCUGGCCCUCAUCUACAGCCUCACCAGCACUAGAAUCUCGCCUGACCUCUGGAAGUGCUUCGAGAUGAUGUUCCAGAUGUUCAAGAGCGAUGGGUUCGACUACUUCACGGAGAUGAUGCCGGCGCUACACAACUACAUCACGGUGGACACGGAGGGCUUCCUGAGCUCCGAGGCGAGGAUUGCAGCCGUCUUCGAAAUGUGCAAGACCAUGAUGACACAGGACUGUGCCGAGGAUGACGAGUGCCACGCCGCCAAGCUCCUGGAGGUCAUCGUGCUUCAGUGCCAGGGCCGCAUCAACCAGUGCCUGGCCUCCAUCAUACAGCUGGUGGUGGAACGACUGCUUCGGGAGGUGAAGACAACCGAACUCAGGACCAUGUUGCUGCAGGUUAUCAUCGCCACCCUGUACACAGCCCCGGACACACUGCUGCAGGUGCUGGAGUCCACAACGCUGCCCAACACCACCACCACCCUCACUGCUCACUUCAUCAAGCAGUGGAUCCAUGACACAGACUGCUUCCUGGGGCUUCAUGACCGCAAGAUCUGUGUCCUGGGCAUGUGCACGCUCCUCCAGCUGGGUCCUGAGAGGCUGGGCGUCCUGCAGGAGUGCCACAAGGAGAUCCUACCGGCCAUGCUCAUGCUAUUCCAAGGACUCAAGAGGGCCUAUGCGGCCAAGGCCAGUGAGGAGAACAGUGAUGACGACGACGAAGGGGAUGACGACGAGGACAUUGAACACGAGGUGCUGGAGAGUGACGAGGAUGAGUUAGACGACGCUGGUGACGAGUAUUUGGAGAAGUUGAGUGAGAAGGUAAAGAAGGCAACUGCUGUCUCGCCCUUCGCCAUCACCGCCACGAUCCAGGAUGAGGAGGAGGAGGAUGACGACGACUCAGAUGACGAGAUGGACGAGACAGCCCUGGAGUCCUUCACCACACCCCUGGACCGCGACGAGUGUGAGGUGGAUGAGUACUGCGUUUUCAAGGAUAUCAUGCAGAACCUUGAGGCCAAUGCGCCGGGCUGGUACCAGGCCCUCACCAGCGGCCUCAACGGUGACCAGCAGAAGGUGAUGCAGGAGGUGGCCACGCUUGCCGACCAGCGGCGCGCGGCAGCACAGAGCAAGAAGAUUCAGCAGAGUGGAGGUUACAACUUCCAGCAGACGUCAGUUCCCUCAAGCUUCAAUUUUGGUGGUUCCUUUGGCUCAUAAUUAAAGCCUUGCCUACCCUUCCCUUCAUACCCCCACCCUACCCACCACCCCACUGCUCCUCCUACCCCCUCCACAUCCCUCCUCCACCUCCUCCUCCUCCUCCAUCACCACCACCACAACCACCAUCAUCAAUCUGUUUCCUCCUUUUACUCUCUCUAUCUCUCUUACCUCCUCCUCCUCCUCCUCCUCUUUCUCUCUCUCUCGUUCUUUGCCUUCAUCACCACCAUCACCACCAUCGUCAUCACCCCUGUGGAGUCUUCUGGUAACUAUUAAUAUAACUAUCAUCAUCAUUAUUACGUACGCAUAGAUUAUUAUUGUCAUUAUCAUAAUCGGGGUCAAAUUGUUUGCGUGUGGAAAUCCUGACUGACUGACGGACUAACGAGGAGGUGGACGAUUUUUUAUUUAUUUUAUUUAUUUAUUUUAUUUUUCUUGUGCGUAACGAGCGACAUUAUAAUUAUCGAUGCGUUUAUUCAUUUUUAUUUUUAUUUUUCUCCUGCGAACGGAAUGGAUGUGAUUUUUUAUUUAUUUUAUUUUUUUAUUGUUUUUUGAGUGCGGGUGAGUUGGCGCCACUGAAAAUUUCUUCGUUUACACUUAUUAUUAUUAUUAUUAUUAUUAUUUUAUUUAUUUAUUUUUUACAUCUACUUUUCUCUGUGAAUUUGUCGGGCGAAUUCACACACAUUUUUUGGCGUCUUCAUUUGUUUUUGUUUACCGCACUUGCCGUUCUGUUUGGGGGUACGUACAUAAGUAAGUGUGUGUGUGUUUAGAAGAAGGGCUGCAUUGAGUGUGUGCAUAGUUAUAUAAGACAGUGUUGGUUGCCAUCAUUAUUUUCAUUAUUAUUAUUAUUACUGGUUAGUUUUGGGGUCUACUACUGCUACUACUACUACUACUACUACUACUAUUACUAUUACUUAUCUCCUAUAUCAGUUUUUCUCCUCUUCUACAUUUCUCCUUCAUUCUCUUCCUCCUCCUCCUCUUUAUUCUUUGUCUAUUUCUUCAUCCUUUUCCUCCUCCUCUUCUCUCUAUCUCACAUUCUUUAUCUCCUCUUUGCUCUUUAUUUCUCCCUCCUUCUUUUCCUCCUCUUCUUUCUCCAACACUCUUUAUCUUUCUUCUGCACCACCACCAUCACCACUACUACUACUACUACUACUACUACUACUACUACUACUACUACUACUAUCACCAUGGCCACUAUAUAUAUACACACUUCAACAUACAUAUAUAUACAGGAUGGGUUUCUCUGGCACGUAUAAGCAGAUAGUUUUGCCAUAAUAACGGAUUCUUGACCAUAUAUUAAAAAAAGCCAUAUUCAAGAACUUUUUAACUGUCUGCUUUAAUUCAGUGUUUUUUUUCUAUAUCUCCGUGUUCUAUUAACCCCCUCGGUGCCACGCAUUUUUCGCAAAAACCUUCCCCUGGUGCCAGGCAAAUAUGGAUUUUUUGUUUUUUGCGGAAAAGUGUUCAGAAUGAUUAGACAACACAUACUUGAUACAUGUUACUAUUCACUUCUUAAAAUUUCCAUGAUUUCAAGGCGCUGGAAGUUUCCGAUAUUUGGAGUGUUACAUCCCGUAGACUUACUCGCCCCAGGGAGCUCAUCUAUCAAACUUCGGCCUUUUGGCCUGAGAGGCAGCAGAGGGUUCGAAAACCCUCCCAGCUUGGGCAUGAUUCAAGUGGUGAGGCGUUGGCACCUCACUUUCCUCACCACCCAAGCUGCCACUAUCACUAUAUAUAUAAUCUUUAUCAAGGUCACUAUCAGACUCAAAGUCACUCACAUCACUAUCCAUUAAGUCACUAGGGGCUUCAUCAAGGGCAUGAGCAAAGUUGGACGUUCUCAAAAUAUGUUUUGCACGGCAAGACAUCCUCCCUGCACUGCGGUCAGGUCAGGAAAGGGACCCGUACCCUCGGGAUCCCUAGAGGCUUGGUGGGGGGUGAAGGUCAGUGACUGGGAGGGGUAAAGGUAUGAAUAGUGUCCUGACAAAGUAUGAAAAGCUUCUCAGUCAAAAUAAGGCCACGGCAAUUUUUCUAAAUUGCCGCCGUAGAUAAAUGGCUCUGGCACGCAGCGUGUGCCCACCCGCCGCCGUAGAUACGCGGCGCUGGCACCCUGGGGGUUAAGGGGGAUAUUUGUUUUGCCUAUGUGUUUUCUUUAUCUCAAUCUGCUUAUAAUGGGGGACAUUUGUUUGGGCUAUGUUUAGUUCUAUGUCAAUGUGCUCCUGAGGGGGGACAUUUGUUUUGGCUUGGUGUUUCCGCUCUUGUACGCUGUUAUCAGAAAGGGCAUUUUUGAAGGGGUUGGUGACUGUCCUGGUUUUUUUCCCCUUUUUCCUGUUUUCCCGUUUUCCUUGUGUGUGCGUGUGUGUGUUUUUCUUAUUUUUAUACUUUCAUGUGUGUUGCAGUCUGGUUAGUUUUUUUUUUUUUUCUCUCUCUCUCUCUCUCUCUCUCUCUCUCUCUCUCUCUCUCUCUCUCUCUCUCUCUCUCUCUCUCUCUCUCUCUCUCUCUCUCUCUCUCUCUCUCUCUCUCUCUCUCUCUCUCUCUCUCUCUCUCUCUCUCUCUCAUUCCCUUCCCUUCCCUUCCUUUCCCCUCUUCCCCCCUCCCCCCCUUUUCUCCCAAUCCAACCCCUUCAUAACCCCCCCCUCCCCCUAUAUCUACUAACCCUGCCCCUCUCUUCCCUUGAGAUAUGUAUGCAAAACAAAAAAAGGGGCCUAAAUUGAUUACUUUUUAUACUUAAGUUAAAUGAGGUUGAUGUAUUUGUGUAAUUGUGUUUGUUUUGUUUUUUCUUGUUAUUUUUUCUUUUUUUAUUUUAUUUUUUCAUGAUAAUUGUUUCCAUCCCCUUACCUUACUUUCCCUUUCCUUACCUUACUUUCCCUUUCCUUGCCUUACCUUACCUUACCUUCAUUUCCCUUCAUUUUCCUACCUUACCUGACCUCUCCUUUCCCUUUCCUUCAUUUCCCUUCAUUUUCCUACCUUCCCUUCCCUUCCUUACCUGACCACUCUUUUCCCUUCCUUUCCUUCCCUUCCCCUCAUUUCCCUUCCCUUCCCUUCCUUACCUGACCUCUCCUUUCCCUUCAUUUCCUUUCCCUUCCUUACCUGACCUCUUCUUCCCUUCCCUCCCCUUCCCUUCCUUACCUGACCUCUCCUCUCCUUUCCCUUCCCUUUCUUUUCCUUCCUUCCCUUCCCUUCCUUCAUUACCCAUCAACUCUUCCUCCUCCUCCUCCUCCUCUCUCUCUACCCUAUCCCACCCCUUCUUUAUCCUUCUCCCAUUUCUUCCUUAUCCUAUUCCUUCCUUGUGUUUACCCCAUCCCAUCCUUCCUCCUUUCUUCCUCCUCCUCCUCCUCCUCCUCCACCCUUCUAUUUUUUCAACUGGAGCACAAAAGUGAUUAUAUGUACAAAUUUGACAGCCCUAACCACCUGUGAGAGAGAGAGAGAGAGAGAGAGAGAGAGAGAGAGAGAGAGAGAGAGAGAGAGAGAGAGAAUCAAUGGUCUAGCCUCAGACUUCAACUCAGGGAAAUGGCUGGAGAAACAGAGAUAAAAUAGAGAAAGAAUAUGAAUGAAAGAAAUAGUUGAAGGUCACUUAGAUCUGAAAUGAAAGUCAAAAGAUGAAUAGAUAAAAAGAGAGAAAAAUAGAAUAGGAAAGAAAUGAAGAACAGCUUAGAUGUGUGAAAGUCGAGAGAGGGAGAGAAAGAAAUGAGAGAGAGAGAGAGAGAGAGAGAGAGAGAGAGAGAGAGAGAGAGAGAGAGAGAUACAUAAAA
This is a messenger RNA of Eriocheir sinensis (Chinese mitten crab), 6988 nucleotides long. It is a transcript of the gene msk, whose product is annotated as importin-7-like. Gene Ontology annotation, molecular function: small GTPase binding. The transcript has 21 exons. Gene Ontology annotation, cellular component: nuclear envelope; cytosol. Gene Ontology annotation, biological process: protein import into nucleus. Bases 99 to 3251 code for a protein of 1050 amino acids. The record is from RefSeq and is a predicted model, not a curated record. NCBI's taxonomy places the organism in Eukaryota, Metazoa, Arthropoda, Malacostraca, Decapoda, Varunidae.